Molecule: messenger RNA, 3706 nt
Organism: Megachile rotundata (alfalfa leafcutting bee)
Lineage: Eukaryota; Metazoa; Arthropoda; Insecta; Hymenoptera; Megachilidae
Biological process (GO): protein phosphorylation; intracellular signal transduction; positive regulation of apoptotic process
Cellular component (GO): nucleus
Molecular function (GO): ATP binding; protein serine/threonine kinase activity
Source: RefSeq, a predicted model, not a curated record
AUCCAAAAUACUUGCUCGAGAAUCUGAAAAAUUGUCAACUACCAAUAAGAAUCCAAAAAACAUACUUGAUCAACAAGAAACGAAAAAAUCUUUGAUGCGCGAAUAAAAAUAGAGAUUCACAACACGCAAAAGAGACGUAUAGGACGCGACUUUUCCCGAUCUCGAGGAAUCUCUUUCGAGUCAGUUGUUUCGCGAUCGAGUGCAGUGUGUUCCAAGAGUGAUUUUACUGGAAAUAAAUGUUACGGUGAUUCAUUGGAAUCUGGAACGAAGUACGAACGUCGUUCGGUGUUUGUUGAUCCCCGUGAACGAUCGGGAUUCGUUCGAACGGAGAUCGCAGACGUUUUACCAGCUGUCUCGGCGCGAAAGGGUGAAAUGAGGUCGCGGUCGGCGCGAAACGACGCGUUUGUUUUAGGGACGCUUGUCGAACACGUUCGGUAUAAAGGGAUCUUUCGAUGAACGUUCGUGAAUCUACUCUUUGCACUUGUGCACGAUUUUAUUAUUCGAGAAGUGCUCUGGCACUUUCAUUCUUAUGGAAUGGAUCUUUCUUUGGAUGGAAUAAGUCGAACCAAGCUUUCCCUAUCGAGAUGUGACGGUACGUCGAGGCGUGGAAUUCAAGGAUCAUUAUGACAUCCAAUCAGAAAUCGGACGAGGAAAAUUUGGCACCGUUUAUCGAUGCAAGGAGAAAGCGAGCGGUUUGAUGCUGGCCGCGAAAGUGGUGAACACCGCGAAAAAAGAGGAUAGACGAGCCGUCGAACGAGAAGUGGAAAUUAUGAGACGGCUACAGCAUCCCCGACUGAUUCAACUCUAUGAUGCCAUCGACACGGGCAAACAGAUAUACGUCAUUUUGGAACUGAUCGAAGGCGGUGAACUGUUCGAGAGAGUGAUAGACGAUGACUUUGUGUUGACUGAACGCAGUUGCACCGUUUUCAUGAGACAGAUCUGUGAGGGUAUCGAAUUUAUUCAUCGUCAGAAUAUUCUGCACCUUGAUUUAAAGCCGGAGAACAUACUGUGUCUGACGAAGGAAGGUAAUAGGAUUAAAAUCAUAGACUUCGGACUUGCGAGGGAGUACGAUCCAAAGAAGAAGCUGCAGGUUCUAUUUGGCACGCCGGAGUUCGUUGCACCGGAAGUCGUAAAUUUCGAUCAGAUUGGUUUCGGUACCGACAUGUGGAGUAUAGGCGUCAUCUGUUACGUACUAUUAUCCGGAUUGUCUCCGUUUAUGGGCGACACGGACAUCGAAACAAUGGCGAACGUCACGAUCGCAAAAUACGACUUCGACCACGACGCAUUCGCCGACAUUUCCGAAGACGCCAAAGACUUCAUUCGUUGUCUGCUAGUCAAAGACAAAGAAAAACGAAUGUCGGCCGCUCAGUGCAGGGAUCACCGUUGGUUGUCGAAAAAGGCGAGCAAGCAGCAGGUCGAGCAAGCGUCCAAACCACAGAUUCCGCAAAUCCACGAGAUACCCCGUGUGGAGAUGAGCUGCCCGGACGAGCUGGACGUGGCCAAGGACAAUCUGAGGCUGUUCGUAGAACGUUGGCGGGAGCAUCCGAACAGUCCGUACAUGAUCGAUACGCCCCAGUACUUGCCGCGGCUGAACUCGAUUCAGGAUCGCGAGGACUUGGUGUCGUUAAAGGGCCACAGUCCUUCGCCUUGUGCCAGUAUCUGCAGCACGCCGUCAGAAACGGCAGAGGAUUCUCCCAGAGACAGUCACAGUUCGUUCUUGACGGUGCCUGGUCUCGGUUUCGAGAGGAGGGCAUCCGAGGGUAUUUCUAUGGAGAAGUCGCGCGCUGACCCGGCUAGCCAGAUCAUCCUCGCUGAAGAAAUAAUCAAAUUGUCCGAACACCUGCGUACUAUAGCGAUGGGAACGUGCAUCAAGUCCGAGGAGGACGCUCGACCCGCGGAGAGUCGUCAGGAAAAGCCGGAGGACAAAAGCAGGAGUCGUAACGGUGUCCACACGAAGAGCAACGGUUUGGUGUCCAAGAACAGCGAGUGCAACGAAAUCACCGAGAAGCUGUCCAGCAUAAUGCAACACAGGAAGCUCAACGGUACGACCUUCCACAGUAGCCGUAGUUUCGAGAAAUACACAGAAACCAACAGCGGUAACGUGUUCUCCUUGAAAAAACAGAAACAGAACGCUGAAGAGAAGAGCUCCUCCAGGAAGGAGGAUGGAAGCGAAGAGACCGGCAGCUCCGUCAGGACCGUCGAAGAGAAAAUGGAGUCGAGGAACGUCCGAUUGUCCGGAGACGGGGAGAUGGAUCUGACACCGCCAUGGCGACGUCCCAGGGUGAAACAUCAAUUCGGAGAGACCAGCCGAGACGUUCCAAGGAUCUCUGGACUGCGAAACCUCCACAAGAGUCUGAAUCUCGACGAACCGACCAGCACUAAGGAUCUGUUGCUUCAUCUGCUGGAAGAGUGGGACGGUGUCGCUACGCGGCCUUCCGGUGUCGGCCGGAAGUCCGUGAGCGUCGACUGGUGCGGCGAGGAGUCGGUCGGCAGGAAAACCAUGAACUCUCUGGCUGAGUAUUUUCAAGCGAGACAACAGAAAUCGACGGCUUCCGGUUCGACCGCACAGAAUUCCGUGCAUCGUUGAAUGGAAUCGUUCGGUGAUUCGAGGACCGUGUCGGAUUUAGUUCGUCGAGAUGGCGAGCAUUGUGAAGUUCUCAGGGCAAUACGAGAAGCGUGAUCGACGAGGGUGCAUCCUUUGAUAUGCUCGGAACUUGUGAACAACAAUGCCGUUUCCGGUUUCGAUGAAAUUCGAGAAACUCUAAUGAACCUGCAACACGAUCAUUCGUUUCUGGCCGAUUUAACGGGAAAAUUUGACACGUAUUAAGCAUUUGGUGAAUUGUUCUCGUUUUUGGAUUCGAGGUUGUUUCUGAUGUUGUAACCUUUUUGCUUCGAUGAAAUUUUCUGACGAAUUUUAUACCACAAAAGACAUCUUUUUAGUGAAACGGAGUACAAAGGUUUAUCUGCAUGUAAUCGUAAGCUUUGAUAUUAAGAUGGUAACUAAAUUUUCAUGUAUUUUAAAUGCUAUAAUGCAAUUGAAAAGACACGUACCAUACAAACGAAAAAUCAACUCGAAUACUAUUCCCUUCAAUUUAAAAUUCAACAAUAAAUUUUGUAAAAAAAAUGCAAAGGAAUUUAGUUGCCAACUCAAUAGUCUCAUAGGCAAGAAAAGAAGCAUAUCAAACAGUUAUUGAUGUUGUUAAAUGUUCGACUGCGAUAUAUCGAAGAUUGUUUCUAUUUAUUAUGCACGACACGUGCACGCGUAUGCAAUAUAUUAUUUAUACAGGUUUAAGUUAUGCAAUAAUUAUAAGCGAGUGUAACAACGUCCAAUUUCACAUUUUAUCAGACUGUAACGUGAUCGAUCAUCGUGCUCACAUGUCUGUGCAUAUAUCCUUGUUUUAAUGUAUUAUUUAUACUAUUAUAUUUAAUACAAAAAUUCAUAAAUCUGUACCCCGAAUGUUUUCAUUUCAUGAACUCCAUUUUCACAAAUUUCGUAAUAAACAUUUUUCCCCAGUAACUACUGUGAUGUUUAUUUUAAACAAUUUAACGUGCAUGAAAUUUGUCGUUUGCAACGUGGCACGUAUAGCAUGACAAAGUCUGGAAUCUGUUUGGGGAUGGAUUAGCUGUGGUGAGCUGUCACUUGUAACGAGAAGAUUGAAAUAUGGGGAGUAAGGAUAUGUGGACUUAGUUUUGGGGGUUGGAGACA